Pteropus alecto (black flying fox) is the source of this 3358-nucleotide messenger RNA. RefSeq names its product intercellular adhesion molecule 5 (gene ICAM5). The transcript is spliced from 11 exons. Gene Ontology annotation, cellular component: membrane. Gene Ontology annotation, biological process: cell-cell adhesion. The record is from RefSeq and is a predicted model, not a curated record. Lineage: Eukaryota; Metazoa; Chordata; Mammalia; Chiroptera; Pteropodidae. Bases 446 to 3217 code for a protein of 923 amino acids. Gene Ontology annotation, molecular function: integrin binding.
GGCUCUGGUGGGAAGGGCUAAAUAUGAGGGCGGAGCUCGGAGUUCCAUUAUCACAGCAUCGAAGCUAGGGGUGGGGUGGAGGUUUGAGAAGGGCAAUCCAGCAACCCCCUGACCUCCGCGUCGCCGCCGGGGAUGACGCGGGAACGCGCAGCCACCCUCAGAAGGCUCCGGACAAUUGAACAGGCCUCCACGUAGACCCUGGGGGUCGCUGGCUCCUGCCGCACGCCUUCACCCAGGCCGGGAGCCUGGCGCACGCUCUCCCUCCCGCCUCCCCAUCGCCUCUGCCACCGCCCCCUCCUUGGAAACCAAGUUACCAACGUUAAACCAAUCCCAGAGCGCAACUCUGCCUCCUCCACACCCCACCCGCCGCGCCGCGCCGCGCGGUCCUCGAGCCCAGCUCGGCACUCGCGCUCCCCUUGCUUCCUGAGCUUUCCCCGCGGCGGCGAUGCCAGGGCCCUCGCCAGGGCUGCGCCGGGCGCUGCUCGGCCUCUGGGCUUCCCUGGGCCUGGGGGUCUUCCACCUCUCAGCGGUCGCGCAGGAGCCCUUCUGGGCGGACCUACAGCCCCGCGUGGCCCUCGUGGAACGUGGGGGAUCGCUGUGGCUGAAUUGCAGCACCAACUGCCCACGGCCUGAGCGCGGUGGCCUGGAGACCUCGCUGCGCCGGAAUGGGACCCAGAGAGGUUUGCGCUGGCUGGCGCGGCAGCUGAUAGACAUUCGCGAGCCGGAGACCCAGCCGGUCUGCUUCUUCCGCUGCGCGCGGCGCACACUGCAGGCGCGUGGGCUCAUUCGCACUUUUCAGCGGCCAGAUCGUGUGGAGCUAGUUCCGCUGCCUGCCUGGCAGCCUGUAGGAGAGAACUUCACCCUGAGCUGUAGGGUCCCCGGCGCUGGGCCUCGUGGGAGUCUCACAUUGACCCUCCUGCGCGGCUCCCAGGAGCUGAUCCGCCACAGCUUCGCCGGGGAGCCACCCCGAGCACGGGGCGCGGUGCUCACGGCCACUGUACUGGCGCGGAGGGAGGACCAUGGGGCUAAUUUCUCAUGCCGCGCGGAGCUGGACCUGCGGCCCCAGGGCCUGGGUCUGUUUGAAAAUAGCUCGGCCUCCAGAGAGCUCCGAACUUUCGCACUGUCUCCGGACCCACCGCGCCUCGCUGCCCCCCGGCUCUUGGAAGUGGGCUCGGAAAGACUCGUGAGCUGCACCUUGGACGGGCUUUUUCCAGCCUCGGAGGCCGGUGUCUACCUGGCGCUGGGGGACCAGAGGCUGAGUCCUGAUAUCACCCUCGAGGGGGACGAGCUCAUGGCCACUGCCACAGCCACACCUAGCUCAGAGCAGGAGGGCUCCAGGCAGCUGGUCUGCAUUGUGACCCUGGGGGCCGAGAGCCGCGAGACCCGGGAGAACGUGACUGUCUACAGCUUCCCCGCGCCCCUCCUGACCUUAAGUGAGCCCAGCGCCCCCGAGGGGAAGAUGGUGACAGUAACCUGCACUGCCGGGGCCGGAGCCCUGGUCACACUGGAUGGAGUUCCAGCUGCGGUCCCGGGGCAGCCCUCUCAGCUCCAGCUAAAUGCCACCGAGCACGACGACAGACGCAGCUUCUUCUGCGACGCCACCCUCGAGGUGGACGGAGAGACCCUGAAUAAGAACGAGAGCGCCGAACUGCGUGUCUUAUAUGCCCCCCGGCUGGAAGAUUCGGAUUGUCCCAGGAGCUGGACAUGGCCCGAGGGUCCAGAGCAGAUACUGCGUUGUGAGGCCCGCGGAAACCCAGAGCCCUCCGUGCACUGCGCCCGGCCUGACGGCGGGGCCGUGUUGGCGCUGGGCCUGCUGGGUCCGAUCACUCGCGCACUGGCCGGCACUUACCGCUGCACUGCGACCAACAUCCAGGGCGAGGCAGUCAAGGAUGUGACACUGACAGUGGAGUAUGCACCAGCACUGGACAGCGUGGGCUGCCCAGAACGCAUUACAUGGCUGGAAGGAACCGAGGCCUCACUGAGCUGCGUGGCACAUGGGGUCCCACCACCCAACGUGAGCUGCGUGCGCUCUGGGGAGGCAAAGGUCAUUGAGGGCCUGCUCCGCGUGGCCCGGGAGCACGCAGGCACCUACCGCUGUGAAGCCACCAAUGCUCGAGGCUCUGUGGCCAAAAAUGUGGCCAUCACAGUGGAAUAUGGCCCCAGUUUUGAGGAGCUAAGCUGCCCCAGCAAUUGGACAUGGGUGGAAGGAUCUGGACGGUUAUUUUCUUGUGAGGUUGAUGGGAAGCCACAGCCAAGAGUGGAGUGUGUCGGCUCUAGAAAUACCAGUGAAGGGGUACUGCUGCCACUGGCACCCCCAGACCCUAGUCCCAGAGCCCCCAGUAUUCCCAGUGAACCGACACCUGGUAUCUACACCUGCAACGCCACCAACCGGCACGGUUCCAUGGUCAAGACAGUGGCCGUGAGCGUGGAGUCGCCUCCGCAAAUGGAUGAGUCCACCUGCCCAAGUCACCAGACGUGGCUGGAAGGGGCCGAGGCUGCUGCGCUGGCCUGCACUGCCCGAGGUCACCCCUCCCCACAAGUGCGCUGUUCCAGGGAGGGCACACCCCAGCCUCAGCGGUUGCGUGUGUCCCGACAGGAUGCAGGCGACUACCGCUGCUUGGCCACCAAUGCGCAUGGCACAGAUUCCCGGACUGUCACUGUGGGUGUGGAAUACCAGCCGGUGGUAGCCGAACUGGCCGCCUCCCCUUCCGGUGGCGUGCGGCCAGGAGGGAACUUCACGUUGACCUGCCGCGCAGAGGCCUGGCCUCCGGCCCAGAUCAGCUGGCGCGCGCCCCCUGGGGCGCUCAACAUCGGCCUGUCUAGCAACAACAGCACGCUGAGCGUUGCAGGCGCCCUGGGUAGCCACGGCGGCGAGUACGAGUGCGCAGCCACCAACGCGCAUGGGCGCCACUCGCGGCGUAUCAUCGUGCGUGUGGCUGGUCCGUGGCUGUGGGUCGCCGUGGGCGGUGCGGCGGGGGGUGCGGCGCUGCUAGCCGCAGGGGCCGGCCUGGCCUUCUACGUACAGUCCACCGCCUGCAAGAAGGGCGAGUAUAACGUGCAGGAGGCCGAGAGCUCCGGCGAGGCCGUGUGUCUCAACGGCACGGGCGGCGGCGGCUCAGGCGGGGGCGCGGGCGCCGAAGGUGGAACAGAAUCUGUGGGAACCAUGGAGGCACCAGCGGGGGGCGAGGUCUUCGCCAUACAGCUGACGUCAGCAUGAGCCCGCUCCCCUCUCCCCGCGGGCCGGGGGACGCCCCCCAGACGCACACGGGGGCUUACUGUUUAUUCACUUAUUUAUGUAUUCAGUUCCAGGGCGUCACCCCCAUUUUCUACCCUCCCCCAAUAAAGUUUUUAUAAAGGA